GGUACUUAUACAAAUAGUUUACGUUAUAAGCUCAGACCUGAUUACUGAUAAGCACAAGCAUAAAAUUUAUAAGAAUCAGUCAGAACGAAGUCAGCCGAACAGGAAAAUUUUAUAUAGGUAUGUAAUAAAUAAUCGACGACUUCAGUGGUUUAGCCAUUUAAUACAUCGGUUUUUAUCGCCGAUUUGAUUCCCGCACGCAACAAAGAUUUUAUUCCUUCGAGUAGGUACCUAUGUUUGUAUUAACACCCACCGGUGUUCAUUAUAAAUAUACACAUUUUGUAUAGGUAUAUGUACCUACAUAUUUACAAAAAAUGUAUACCUUAGCAUUUCAAUCAGUUGUUGUUCUUUAGCACCUCCCUAUGGUAAAUAAAUUAAUAAGAGCGCAGUCGGAAAUGCUGGUAAAAGAGGACUCCUCCAAAGCUAUAAAUGGACAGUUAUUACUGCGGAACCCUAUUUAUCACGUUCAAAAUGUCCUUAGCCUGCUUUUUUUUCUCUGAGUCAGGCUAUAUUUAUUUACGGAGUCAUGUCAUGUUUAAAGAUCACAUUUCAAUUAACCGCGUCGAACAAAUCAGUUGUAUCGAAUCACUAUUUACAAAGUGUCGUUUAGUGAAAUACGUCUUUAUUCGAUAUAUUUAAAAUGAUAUGGUUUAAUGAUAACGUUUCAUUGUUACACUAUUUUUCUAUAAAGGUAUUGAAGACCGGUCGUGUGCCUGAGCACAUCGCCUUUAUAAUGGACGGGAACCGUCGUUAUGCGAAAAAAAAAGGUGUAAAGAGCGACGUAGGUCAUAGUAAGGGUUUCGAUAAACUUACGGAAAUUUUAAAGUGGUGUUCAGUACUUGGUGUCAGAGAAGUUACCGUUUAUGCUUUUAGUAUUGAAAAUUUUAAACGGACUCAAGAAGAAGUAAAUACUAUCAUGAAUAUAGCAUACGAAAAGUUGAAAUGUUUUUUAGAGGAGAUUAACGAAGUAAAUAACUUAGGACUACGCCUUGUUAUAACUGGGAGACUUUCUCUUCUACCGAAAGACUUCAACGCCAUUGCUUCAUCCUGUAUGAUUGCAACUAGACGCAAUAAAAAGUUACGACUCAAUAUUGCUGUUGCUUAUACAGGUCGAGAUGAAAUCAGUCGUGCUGCAUCACAUAUAGUAGACCGUGUCAAAAAUAAACAACUUACUCCGGAUGACAUUGAUGAGGAUCUCAUAACCUCAUCAUUAGAACUUGGAGAACCUGAUCUUUUGGUGAGGACGUCUGGUGAAGUCAGGCUGUCUGACUUCAUGCUUUGGCAGGUAUCAAAUACUGUACUGUACUUCUGUGAUGUUUUAUGGCCUGAAUUAACAAUUUGGAACUUGUUAGCAGCUAUAAUACACUACCAGAGACAUGCUCCAGCUUCCAAAGCAGUGAUGCCAUUCAGUAAGACUAGACAGAUGUUUUUAGAUCAAUUAAAUAACAGAAGACUUCAACAACGACUUAACGAGGUUUCGUUAACUCAAUAAAACAACAUU
Achroia grisella is the source of this 1498-nucleotide messenger RNA. Its product is annotated as dehydrodolichyl diphosphate synthase complex subunit Dhdds-like. Gene Ontology annotation, cellular component: endoplasmic reticulum; dehydrodolichyl diphosphate synthase complex. The record is from RefSeq and is a predicted model, not a curated record. Gene Ontology annotation, molecular function: ditrans,polycis-polyprenyl diphosphate synthase [(2E,6E)-farnesyl diphosphate specific] activity. The coding region runs from base 638 to 1489 and encodes 283 amino acids. Lineage: Eukaryota; Metazoa; Arthropoda; Insecta; Lepidoptera; Pyralidae. Gene Ontology annotation, biological process: polyprenol biosynthetic process. The transcript has 5 exons.